Dinoponera quadriceps is the source of this 4904-nucleotide messenger RNA. RefSeq names its product kinesin-like protein KIF20B. NCBI's taxonomy places the organism in Eukaryota, Metazoa, Arthropoda, Insecta, Hymenoptera, Formicidae. The record is from RefSeq and is a predicted model, not a curated record. Gene Ontology annotation, molecular function: ATP binding; microtubule binding; plus-end-directed microtubule motor activity. The coding region runs from base 118 to 4677 and encodes 1519 amino acids. The transcript has 4 exons. Gene Ontology annotation, biological process: microtubule-based movement.
UGCCGGUUGAACGGUAGAGAGAAAUGUUAGUUUUAUGCGUUUUACAUCGUUUCGUCCUGUUGUUCGUAUCUGAGGCGAUAUUGGUUGUCAAAUAAUUUAAUAAGACAACUAUAUCACAUGUUUACAUUUGGACAGAUGGAAAAUACUUUGGAUUCGAUUCGUCCAUCGGAUAAUCAACAAGAAGAAAUGUCUUAUCUAUUUGGUAGAGAUCCGAGUAUCUUGGCGUAUAGUCAAAGACCAUUUCCCUCAAAGGAUACUAAGAAGAAUUUGCUUUUGCUAUACGAAAUAGAAGAAAACAAUUCUACUGGAGAAAAUGUAUACGAGCGUUCCGAAUCCUUACAAACUGUCCGAGUAUAUCUGAGACUUAAACCAUUUUCAAAAAAUUUAAAACUAACAGAAGAACAACAAGAUGCGUACAAAAUCAUAAAUUCUACCACAUUGGUCACGAAGCUACCAAUGUUAGAUAACACAAUAAGUUCUAUCAAGCAGUCUAAAAGUAAUGAAAAUAUUAGUAGAAAAUUUACUUUCUCCCAAACCUUUGGACCAGAAACAACUCAAUUGGAAUUAUUCGAACAGACUGUGCAGCAACAAAUGAUAGACUUUCUAGCUGGAUAUAGCUGCACUAUCAUGACAUAUGGUACUACGAAUUCUGGAAAAUCGUACACGUUGCAAGGAACCACCACUUCACCCGGCCUUAUACCACGCGCGUUAGAGUUUGUGUUUUCUAACAUCACGACAAGACCGAAUCCAUCUUAUAAACCUUUGCAUUAUUGCGAUGUAGUCAGUCUUAAUGCACUGGAACGUGCGCAGGAGCUCGAGGCAAAAACCAAGUUGCUGACGUUUAGUUCUGUGGAUAAACAUCAGUAUAUAAAUGCUUACAAGGAGAUGCAAAAAUUGUUGCAAGAAGAAUCAGUUCGACCCAGUCAGUGCCACGAUGCUCAUUAUUCCAUCUGGGUUUCAUUUGCGGAAAUCUAUAAUGAAAUUGUCUAUGAUUUAUUAUCGAACGAGUGUCAAAAGAAGAGAAUACCUUUGAAACUAGGAACAGAUUCCAGUGGUAGAGCAUUUAUCAAAGGACUAAGAACCAUCUAUGUUAAUUCAGCUGCAGAAGCUUAUCAGGUUUUGAUGGCGGGGCAAUAUAAUUUAAAGAUAGCAGCGACUGCAUUGAACGCAAAAAGUUCGAGGUCUCAUUGUAUAUUCACAAUUACGUUAUUGAAAUAUUGCGCGGAAAAUUUACCAGAUACAGUUGAAGUGAGCACAUUUUCCUUUUGCGACCUGGCAGGCUCUGAGCGCUUAAAGAAGACGUUGAAUAUUGGAGAUAGAUUGAAGGAAGCACAAAACAUCAAUACCAGUCUGCUGGUGUUAGGCAGAUGUUUAAAAUCUAUUCACGAAGGACAAGAGCGAACAAGAGCGAAAACUGAUGCUGUUGGACCUUUUCGGGAGUCCAAGUUAACGAGAUUAUUUCAACGAGCAUUAUCAGGAAAGGAGCAUUUAGCCCUGAUAGUGAAUGUCAAUCCUCUUCCAAAUCUCUAUACUGAGACGCAAAACGUCCUGAAUUUCGCUGCUAUCGCCAAGAGAAUUGUUAUAGAGGAAAAGAAGCAAGUAAGCAAAGAAGCAAGUAAACCGAAAUCGAGGUUCUCGCGAAUAGCAGAGCAGAGCAGAGGAAUCGUGACCGAUUGGGAUGCUACGGAAUUGGAAAGUAUGGAGGACUGGCAACAACACACCACCGCCGUGUCGGGGAACGCUUCGGAAUAUGUCAGUUCGGAAGAAUACAUGGAUCUCGCGAAUGAGAACGAGAAAUUAAAGAAAGAAAUUGCCGUGCUAAAAAAAUCGGCCUUAAGCCGAGAUCUCCAGAGUCGGCAGGAAAUGGCGGACAAAUAUAUCGCGAUGAUAAACGAACUCGAAGUCUAUUGGAAACAACGCGUGAACGAUGCGGAAGUGCAACACGAGGACACCCUCGAGUGGACUGUGAAACAAGUUCAAGAAUUUUACGAGGAAAAAUUGAAUCAACUGCACAGAAAGAAAAGAAGACGCACUGACUGUACUGAUGAUGAUGAUGAUGAUGAUGAUUAUGUGAGCGAGAAUAGCGAUUAUCUUAAUGUAACUCUUGAUUUGGGUGAAAAGAACACGCAGCUCCAAGUAAAGAUUGAAGCUUUGAAACAGAGAUUGACUGAACUCAAGACAACAAAUGAAACUUCGAUUAUGGAAAAGAAUAAGAUAAAUUUCGAGUUGGCACUGUCGAAGGAGGAUCUAAAGGUGGUGAGAAAUCUUCUGAAAGCCGCGCAAAAAGAUAUUUGCCUUAAUCAAGACGGUAAAUUUUUCGCCGAGGAAAUUACGUCGCAAUUGCUCGCUAAAGACGAACAGAUAAUAAAGCUCAAAGAAUUUCUCAAUGAAGCGAAGAAAGAUUAUAUUACCGCGACGUCCGAUUUAAGGAAGAAGGAACUUUGCGUCGACGAGCAGACGAAAAUUAUAAUAGAAAAUGAAGAAAAGAUUGAAGAUGUGGAAUCACACCUCGAACAAGUUAACGUGUGUCUAAUGGAGAAAACCAGGAUGAUAGAAGUUUUAGAAGAGAAAUACGAGCGUCAAAGUGAAAAAUUAUCCGACGCUCAGAACGUGAUAUUACAAUUGCAAGAAGAAAUUGAGCGAUUGAAGGAUGAAAAAUUAGCGCUGCUCGUUCAAGAAUGCGAGAAGCGGCCAAUUCUUCCGGAAAGUUCUCAAUGUUUAGACAAAACGACUAAUACAUCUGAUUCGAUUUUAACAUCAGCUGUUGUGGAUAACAACAUAGUCGAAGAGCUCGUCGUCAAGGAAGAAUUGAUUAUCGACGAUCGAUUAUCGGAUGACGAGUCGCAAGGCAAGAGGGAUACUGCGGAGAAUGGAAUACAUUCGCUUGAAAACCGCUUACCAUCAUCCAGUGUUGCAUGCACAACGGUAUCGAAAGCAACCGAUAGUGCUACCGUAGGUACCACUAGUCCAACAAAAAGUGACAAGAGUCACUGCGAUAUUAAUUUGGAGAGAUGCGUUUGUUACAAAAGUACAGCAACGGCGGAAGUUCAAGUCGAUUGUGCACCGUUGUCCAAGAGAGAAAAGGCCGUUCAAACCGACGAAGAUAAAUUGCAAGCGAAAGAAUUGGUCGCGCGAUACGAUAAAAUCCAAGCGCAAUACGAAGAGAAGUGUUUGAGUAUGGAAAAGUUGACCGAGGAAUUUUGCGACGUAAACAAGAUAGUGAAGUCUUUGAAAGAGGAAAAUCAAUCGAGCAAAAUCAUCAUCGACGAAUAUGGACGUUCCAUGGAAGCACUCGAGAAACAACUGUCACUUGUCACAGAAGAAAAACACAAAAUAGAAGAAGCUCUACUGACUUCCAAUGCGGAAGCAAAAUUCACGAAAUACCAGCAUGAAAUCGACCGGCUGGAAAAGAAGGAUCUUGCGAAGGACGAUGCUCGACAGUAUCUGGAGACAACGCGCAAAGAAUUGGAUGCGUCAAGGUGUCGAGGAGGAGAAGAAGGGGGGAAACAGGAGGAAGAGAAGGAACAACGACAAGAAUCGAAGGACGAGUUUGCUUGGAUAAAGGACGAAAAAGAGCAAAGAGACAUGACAAGUAGUAGUAAUGACAUUGACGUUGAACAACCGGAUGAGCAUUUAGAAACAAGUGUGGAAACUAUAGCAAAGUUAAAGGAGGAUAUUGUUCGAUUGAACGAAAACCUGGAAACCUGUCUGAUUGAGAAGAAUCACAUGCAAAACGCACUGGAGCGGAAUAACAAAAGAUUGUUGGAACUCGAGAAUCGGUUGGAGGGAACUGUUCUCAAGGAACAAGAGAAAGAUACCGAGAUCGCGACUUUGCAGAAGGAAUUGAAACGUAUGAUACAGAGAGACGACGAUGAGAAGACCAAGAGGAUGACUGACGAUUGUAUGGAAGUGGAAUUGAAAAGUGCCAUAAGCGAGUUGACGCGAACAAAGGAGGCGCUUUCCGAAAAGGAGCAUCAUAUCAAAGAAUUGAAGAUACAUUUGGGGAAUUUUGAGCGAAAUGCAAAGUUACUUAAUUUACUCGAAGAGAACGCGAAGGAACGACAGAUGGAGAAUGAACGAUUGCGGAAUAUUAAUGACGAAUUGAGGAGCAAUAUGACACAAAAGGAACACGAAAUGGAUGCGUUCGUGAAGAACAGAGACGAGAUGAUGACGAAAUAUGAGGCCUUGGUGAGGAACCAGCAAGAGGAAUUGGACAUGCAAAAAAGAGAGGUGAUGAGGUAUCAAGAACUAUUCCGCAGACAAAUGACGCCGAAUAAAGAAGAUUACAAAAAGUUGCAGAAGCGCGUGCAAGAACUUCAAGACGCGUUGCGCAAGUAUGAAGCUGGUGGUGCGAAAGCUAAAGAUUAUUCCGAAACUGUAUCUGAGGCCGAAGCGGCAGCUCAGCAGCCUAAACGUCGAGGGAAAAAGACCAUUUCGUCGGUCAAGCAAGAAGACAUACCGGUCGUUGAAUUAUCUGGAUCUGAGUCGAAACGCAGCGCAAAACGUAUCGCUUUGCCGACGGGACAAUCAUCGACGGGCAACAGACGUACAACCCGUAAAAAGAAACUAUUCGUCGUUACUGAUUCAUUCGCCGAUAUUGAACCAAUGGAAGAUUCAGCGGAAGUCGUUUCCACGACACUUUUGCCGACUCGCAAUUUGAGAAGUCGAAAGAAAUGAAUACACGCGUUGACGUCGAGUGUAAAUGCCGUGUGUGUGUAUAUACUCGAGGAAACGCUGGUAACUUUAAAGAUGGAAAAACAAUAGAUUAAUAUAUGGUGCACACCUAGAUUAGAAAGGAGCCGUAUCUUCCAAUGAUGAUGGUGGUAUCGAGAAGCAACAUCUGGUUUAUGUUAAAUUUUCACCUCGUUCCAUUUUAUCGUAUAUUGUAAAUGUAUAUAUGUGUA